Molecule: messenger RNA, 648 nt
Organism: Arabis nemorensis
Lineage: Eukaryota; Viridiplantae; Streptophyta; Magnoliopsida; Brassicales; Brassicaceae
Source: the annotation of a GenBank genome assembly
AUGGCAAUAUCUCAUCUUCUUUCUCCAUUACCAUCUCUCACCUUCUUCCAAACCGGAACCCUAACCCUAACCGGUCGUUCUUCUUCUUCUCUGCCUCUAAACCCUAAUCCCCAAUUCGCAAAACCUAGACUUUCAAGAGAAAGAGCCGCCACAUUCGUUCUCCAAUCCAAGAAGAGUGACGAUUCAGUGGACGCAUCAGAUCGUAUAUUCUCAGCCUUCUGUUACUUCUACCCAUUCUUCGAUGGGAUUCAGUAUGGUAAAUUCAUCAUCACGCAAUAUCAACCUUUCCAGAUUCUCAUCCAACCUUUGUUUCCAGCCAUCAAGGCCUUCAAGAGCUUCCCUUUCAAUGGCUUUCUUGUCUUCCUCACUCUCUACUUCGUCGUCGUCAGGAACUCUAAUUUCAGCAGGUACGUUAGGUUCAACACGAUGCAAGCGAUUGUGCUCGAUGUGCUCUUGAUUUUCCCGGAUUUGCUUGAGAGGAGCUUCAAUCCAAGUGACGGGUUUGGUUUAGAUGUGGUGAUGAGUUUGGACAGCACAGUGUUCCUCUUCUUACUUGUCUCUUUGAUCUAUGGAUUCUCUGCUUGCUUGUUUGGUCUGAUCCCAAGGUUGCCCCUUGUUGCUGAUGCUGCUGAUAGGCAAGUGCUCUGA